AUGGAUCUUCUAUCCGUCCUCCCUAACUUCUCCGUCAAAUCAUACACCCACAUCCUCCCGCCCCUCGAACGAGCCAGAGUCAACACAGUCGAUCUCAUCUCGCUAGACACCCUAGAAAUCGCCAGACGCGCCCACGUCCCGCCUGCAGACGUCCGCCGUCUAGCUAACCACGUCAUAAAAGCCCUGCACCACGAUGUCGGAUUCGAAACCCCCUCGCGUCCUGAGGACGAACAACCCGACAGCAGCCUCGACCCUGACCUUCCGUUGAUUCCAGGUCCACGGACCAAACUCGAUUUGUCGAAAUGGUGUACGAUCAGCACCCUUGACCCCACACUGGACACCUUGUUGAAUGGAGGAAUUCCCACAGGAUAUGUGACGGAAGUCACUGGUGAAAGUGGGAGUGGCAAGACACAGUUUCUUCUCAGUCUGCUGCUGUCUGCGCAGCUACCACCACCUCGAGGCGCGGCCAGAAGCGCCAUUUACAUCUCUACGGAGGCACCGCUUGCUACGAAUCGGCUGUCUCAGCUCAUUGAGUCUCAUCCGCACCUCUCGAGCCUUUCGCGUGACGAUGCUCCUUCGCUACAGAGGGUUCUGUCUAUCAAUGCUAUGGACCUCGAGACCCAGGACCAUAUUCUGAAUUACCAGUUGCCUGUUGCGAUUAAGCGAUACAAUGUUGGGCUCGUUGUUAUCGACUCUAUCACGUCGAAUUAUCGAGCUGAGCAUACUGCUCAUGAUAUAUCGGGGCUAUCGACGCGCUCGGGGGAGCUCGCCAAACUAGGCCAGAUGCUGCGUAAUUUGGCCGCAAGCGAAGACGUUGCCAUUGUUGUUGCUAAUCAAGUCUCGGAUCGGUUUGAGGGUGAGGCUCCCUUGAAUUUCCCACGAAUGCCGCAGGACCGGACUCCCAUGUCUUCUCCCGCCACGCAGCAACAGCGAGAGUAUAGGCCCGGCGCUGAUCGUGAAUCGGCCGCAUCGCCUUUACCCCGAAUACGCACGUCAGAACCGGGUAAUGUCGAGCUGAAUCAACAAAGUCUUGCGGUUCCCCAGUCAACACCGAACUUACCGUCGUCAUCGCCCCAGCCGACGCAGGAAGACCCACCGCAGUUCGACGGUUCGUACCUGGUGGGUAACCCUGUCAGGAAUGAGAUUCUCAGCCUGCAACAUCAGCAACGAUUCUUCACUGGGUGGGGGGACUCUCCACAGCCGUUGGGUCAGAGUAUCUACUCUGGGUUUCAACGGUCAACCCCCAAGACCCCGACAUUGGGUCUUGUCUGGGUUACGCAGAUUGCAUGUCGAAUUGCCCUCAAGAAGUAUUUCCGGCCAGCGAGCAUUGAUCCUGCCGCGGAGGCUAAUAUAGCUGUACCUAUUGUUGAUCGGACACUGCCAAAGAAACAAGAGGAAAUAACGGAGGAAGAGUUUCCAUCAAGUAUAGCUUCUAGCCCGGACGAGAACCCGGCCAAUCAAAGGGAUCCCCCAGCCCGAGAAACUGCAAAAAGCCAGCUCACAUCAUCGGCUCCCCCGCCCUCUCAACAAACCGAGCAGUCGAUUCAACGAACCAUGAAGCUGGUCUUUUCUCCAUGGGCGGGCGGACCUGUUCCUGGGCAGUCUGAGUUUCAAGACGAAGUAGAGUUCGAGAUCUGGAAGGGCGGGAUUCGGGCUCUUCAGACGGAGUAG
This is a messenger RNA of Aspergillus puulaauensis, 1671 nucleotides long. Its product is annotated as putative DNA repair protein (Rad57). The coding region runs from base 1 to 1671 and encodes 556 amino acids. Lineage: Eukaryota; Fungi; Ascomycota; Eurotiomycetes; Eurotiales; Aspergillaceae. Gene Ontology annotation, molecular function: single-stranded DNA binding; ATP-dependent DNA damage sensor activity; ATP hydrolysis activity. The record is from RefSeq and is a predicted model, not a curated record. Gene Ontology annotation, biological process: DNA repair; DNA strand invasion; mitotic recombination. The transcript is spliced from 2 exons.